Messenger RNA from Mytilinidion resinicola, 1358 nucleotides. Its product is annotated as thymine dioxygenase. Lineage: Eukaryota; Fungi; Ascomycota; Dothideomycetes; Mytilinidiales; Mytilinidiaceae. The transcript is spliced from 2 exons. The coding region runs from base 133 to 1158 and encodes 341 amino acids. Gene Ontology annotation, molecular function: dioxygenase activity. The record is from RefSeq and is a predicted model, not a curated record.
CUGCAGUUCCUUCGACCUUUUAGAAGCGUGCCUUUGCCUUUCAAUUAUUCUGUCUCUAGUUUCAUUGGCACGGCAUUAUUCCCCCGCCAAGAGCACCUCUUUCCGCCCUCGCUCCAACCACACUCUUCCAUCAUGACGGAAACAGCAUCGCCAUCAUCCCCAAUUCCGAUCGUAGACUUCGGAAAGUUCCUCACGGGCACUGCGGAGGAGAGGAAAGCAGUAGCUUCCGAAAUCGACGACGCCUUUCGCGAUGUCGGCUUCGUGUAUCUCAAGAACCAUGGCGUUGACAAGAAGAGGGUAGAUGAGUGCUUUGAAUGGUCCUCCAAAUUCUUCGCCCUCCCCACCGCCACCAAGCUCCUCGCCCCGCACCCCCCAGGCGGCUCGCACCACCGCGGCUUCUCAGGCUUAGGCCUCGAAAAAGUAUCCCAGCACGUCUUCUCGCCCGCCGAGCUCGCCGCGCUCCGCGCCGUGCCCGACGUCAAAGAAAGCUUCGAGUCCGGCAACCCAACCGACGCCGCCCAGCCCAACAUCUGGCUGCCCGAGCCCGCGCUGCCCGGCUUCCGCGCCUUCAUGGAGAGCUUCUUCGCCGACUGCGCGGGGCUGGUGCACCGCGUGCUCGACGCGCUGAGCCUGGCGCUCGCGGUGCCCGCGCCGGGCCUGAGCCCCACGCACAGCGAGAGCCUGUUCCAGCUGCGCCUGCUGCACUAUCCCGCGCUGCCGAAGCGGCUGCUGCAGGAGGAGCGCAAGAGCCGGAUCGCGGCGCACUCUGAUUUCGGCACGCUGACGCUGCUGUUCCAGGACGCGGUCGGGGGGCUGGAGGUGCAGGACCCCGCGGCGCCGGGGACGUUUAGGCCUGCGCCGCCGGUUGAGGGCGCCGUGCUGGUGAAUGUGGGGGAUUUGAUGGAGCGGUGGAGUAACGAGCGGUGGCGGAGUACGGUGCAUCGGGUGGGUGCGCCGCCGGCAGUCCCGGGAAGUGGGGAAGGGGGAGAGGAGGAGAUGUGUAGGCCGCGGUAUUCGAUUCCGUUCUUUGCGACGGCGGAUAUGGAGACGGUGAUUGAGGCGCUGCCGGGGUGCUGGGGGGAGGAUAGGCCGAAGAAGUUUGAGCCUGUGACGGCGUGGGGGUAUGUGCAGAUGCGGAUGGCGGCGUUGUACUCGUGAGGGUGUUGGUUUGGGGAGGUAUGGUUGACGGGAUUUUUACCUACUUGCGCCCUCACUCCCCAAAAGACCCGGAAGCUUCCCCCUGUUCUAUACCUCAUAUUCUCAGGGCUGCGAAGCGGGUCAUAGAAAUGGGUAUUACCGUCCAAUACAAUAAGAAGUAAAACGAUAGCUGGCUCGUGCGACUUGAGAUUGAUUCUGGC